This is a messenger RNA of Mobula hypostoma (lesser devil ray), 3284 nucleotides long. It is a transcript of the gene tp53rk, whose product is annotated as TP53 regulating kinase. The record is from RefSeq and is a predicted model, not a curated record. NCBI's taxonomy places the organism in Eukaryota, Metazoa, Chordata, Chondrichthyes, Myliobatiformes, Myliobatidae. Gene Ontology annotation, molecular function: protein serine/threonine kinase activity; ATP binding. The transcript has 3 exons. Gene Ontology annotation, cellular component: EKC/KEOPS complex; nucleus; cytosol. Gene Ontology annotation, biological process: protein phosphorylation. The coding region runs from base 218 to 949 and encodes 243 amino acids.
AUCAUGGAAGACCUGAACGAUCGGUCCUCCGCCGGGUAAUCAAUGCCGGGAUAUUGGAGGACCGGUCCGAGAGCACGUCCUCGUUAUACAUGCACGGAAUAGGUGGCUGAUCUUAAAAUUUUAAUCUUCUGAUGUUUUGGAAACUUUUCCUCUGGGGGAAACUGACGCAGAGUUAGGACCCCCGGAAAAAAAAGGUUUUUCUUGAACAUCCUACACUAUGACGACAGAAACUCUGCAGCAGGAUGACCUGGGGGCAAUCGCAAAGCUCCGUGUCAAAAAUUUUCUUCAGCAUUUCCAGAUGAUCAAGCAAGGUGCUGAAUCCAAAAUCUACAAGGGAAGUUUCCUUGGAAAGCCAACUGUUGUGAAGGAACGGUUCCCCAAAUCUUACCGUCACUCUGCUCUGGACAAGAAACUCACACAUCGCAGGACUGCUCAAGAAGUACGAUCUAUCCUCAGGUGCCGGAAAGCUGGUAUUGCAACCCCUGUGGUAUAUUUUGUGGACUACAAUUCAAGUUGCAUCUACCUCGAAGAUUUAGUGGGAGCUUUUACUGUCCGUGACUAUAUCACUUCAGUUCAGAAGUCUCAGCAGGAUACAGAAAAGCUGUUUCCCUUGGCUGAAAGAAUUGGGCAUAUCCUCGCAAAAAUGCACGAUGAAGAUGUCAUUCACGGGGACCUCACUACCUCAAACAUGAUGAUACACCAGCCUGAGGAAGAGUUGAAAUUGGUACUAAUCGAUUUUGGCUUGAGUUUUAUCUCUGCUCUGCCUGAGGAUAAAGGUGUCGACCUUUAUGUCCUGGAGAAAGCUUUUCUGAGCAGCCACCCCAACACAGAAAGUGUUUUCAAAGUCUUCCUGAAGAGCUACACAAACACAUCAAGAAAAUCGGCUCCUGUCAUAAAAAAGCUUGAUGAAGUUAGACAGAGAGGAAGGAAGAGGUCAAUGGUUGGAUAAUGAAAAUCAAAGUAAAUUUAUUAUCAGCGUACAUAUGCAUCACCAUAUACAUUUUCUUGCGGGUAUACACAGUAAAUCCAAGAAACACAAUAGAAUCAAUGAAAGACAGCACUCAAAAGAACAGACAACAACCAGUGUACAACAGACAACAAACUGUGCACAAUACAAAAGAAAAAAAAUAAAAGCAAUAAAAAAACGAGAACAUGAAAUGAAGAGUCCUUCAAAGUGAGUCCAUAGACUGUGGGAAGAGUUCAGUAAUGGGGCAAGUGAGGUUAUCCCUUCUAGUUCAACAGCCUGAUGGUUGAAAGGUAAUAACUGUUCCUGAACCUGGUGGUGUGGGUCCUGAGGUUCCUGUACCACCUUCCUCAUGGCAGCAAAGAGAAGGGAGCAUAACCUGGGUGGUGGGGACCCUUGAUGGAUGCGGCUUUCCUGUGACAACGCUCCAUCUAGAUGUGCUCAAUGGUGGAGAGAGCUUUUCAUGCGAUGGACUGCACCAUAUCCACGCUAUUUGUAGGAUUUUCUGUUCAAGGGCAUUGGUGUUUUCAAACCAGGCCUUGAUGCAGCCAGUCAGUAUACUUUCCACCACAUAUCUAUAGAAGUUUGUCAAGGUUUUAGAUGUCAUGUCAAACCUUGGCAAACUUCUAAGAAAGUAGAUGCACUGUUGUGCUUUCUUCGUAAUUGUACUUGUGUGCUAGGCCCAGGACAGAUCCUCUGAAAUGACAGCAAGGACCGUCUCUACCUCUGAUCCCCCAAUGAGGACUGGCUCCUGGACCUCCGGUCUCCUCCUCCUGAAGUUAAUAAUCAGCUCCUUUCUCUUGCUGACAUUGAGUGAGAUUGUUGUGUGGUGCCACUCUGCCAGAUUUUCAAUUUCCUUCCUAGAAGCUGAUUCACCACCACCUUUGAUUCGGCUAACGAUGGUUGCAUCGUCUAAAAACUUAAAUAUGGCAUUGGAGCUGUGCUAAGCCUCACAGUUAUAAGUAUAAAGCAGGUAGAGCAGGGGUUAAGCACACAGCCUUGUGGUGCACCUGUUUAAUCGAAACAUUUUAUUUUCCUGUUCUUUAAUUUUAAAAAUCUGUCAAAAUCUUUUAUACAAUAAAUUUACAUAAAGGUAGUUCUCUUACUGUGUUUAAAAUUGUUAAUAAAUGAUUUAAUGCUACCUAAGUUUUGUUUUAUUUUUCUCCCUCCGCUCCAUUCACCACAAAUUUUAGAACAGAGAACAGUGCAGCAGUACAGGCCCUUCAGCCCAUAAUGUCCCAACCCUUUAACCUACUCUCAAGAUCAAUCUAAUGCUUCCCUCCCACGUACCCCUCUGUUCUGCUUUCAUCCAUGUGCCUAUCUCACACACAUGCAUAAUUACCUCUGACAUCCCUCUUGUACUUUCCUCUAAAUGCCUUCAUUAUCUCCCACCUUGUCAUAUUCACUCUGAGUAAAAGUCUCUGGCUGUCCUCGAUCAUCUUCACCUCUAUCAGGCCACCUCUCAUCCUCCUCUCCAAAUGGAAAAGCCCUAGCUCACUCAAUUCAAUCUUUCUUCAUAAGGCAUGCUUUCUGAUCCAAGGAGCAUCCUCUUUGCUACUUUAUUGAAGAGGAUUCAAAAGAAUCAUUUAAAAAUAGGCACAUACAAGUAAAUUUAGUUAUGCUUUGUACUCAUUUUCAGGAGGGAAAAAAUGCUUGAAAAUUUCACAGUCUAACCCACAAUUUGAAUCCACAGUAUUUACCAUUUACCUUGAUAAUCAUAAUAGGAGAAAUGUUAUGAAUGAUAAUCAGAAUUGGGCUUAAUAUCACCGUCAUAUGUCGUGAAAUUUGUCGUCUUUAUGGUAGCAACACAAUGCAAUACAUAAUAAUACAGAAAAAAUCUAUUAGAGUAAGAAUAUGUAUAUUAUUAUUAAAUAGUUAAGUAAGUAGGGCAAAAAUAAUAAUAAAAAAAUGUAGUGAGUUAUUAGGUACACCUGAACGCGUCGUUAAUGCAUGGUCUCAACGUCCAUUCAGAAAUCAAAUGGCAGCGGGGAAGAAGCUGUUCCUGAAUCAUUGAGUGUGUAUCUUCAGGCUCCUGUGUCUCCUCCCUGAUGGUAGCAAUGAAAAUCUCUAUUUGGAAGCAAUUAUCCAUUAAACUGAAUUUCCUUCACUGAGUUCUGGAGUAAGCUGAACUAAACUCAAGCAAUGGCAAAUUUAAAUCCAUACUAUCUGCAAGAACAUUUAACUCUUACAACAGAUACAGAGCUUGUCUAUGUUAGUGUUUAUUGCCUAAUUUGUCCUUGAAGCAAGUGGCCAUUUUGGAGGGCAGUUGAAAAUAAGAAAUAAAAGCUGUUCACUACUUGUAUCUGCUCCACCAUAAAGU